This is a messenger RNA of Priapulus caudatus, 3206 nucleotides long. Its product is annotated as conserved oligomeric Golgi complex subunit 7-like. Gene Ontology annotation, cellular component: COG complex. Bases 93 to 2426 code for a protein of 777 amino acids. Lineage: Eukaryota; Metazoa; Priapulida; Priapulimorpha; Priapulimorphida; Priapulidae. Gene Ontology annotation, biological process: intracellular protein transport; retrograde vesicle-mediated transport, Golgi to endoplasmic reticulum; Golgi organization. The record is from RefSeq and is a predicted model, not a curated record. The transcript is spliced from 22 exons.
UUGUGCGAUGUGUCUACUACACUGUAUGAUUUAUUAAAGAUUAUUCCGGUUACAACACAAGUUUUGGCUUUACAUCAUCAUUCUUGUUUACAAUGCUGAUGGGCUGUUGUAGCAGUUUCUUUACAUGUAAGAGUGUCUUUACAUGUUGCGAUGUCACACCAUAUAGAUUCUGUUUCAAAUUGGACUUCUCACGAUUUGUUGAUGAAAAUUUUGAUGUCAAAGAAUGGGUGAAUGCAGCUUUUGCUACACCAGAUGCCCAAGGUUCUAUAGAUGCACAUGCAGCAUCCCUGGUGAUGAAACUCCAAAUGCUUGUCCAAGAACUCAACAACUCAUUGGAGGAGACCAGUAUUCAAGCCGUCCAAAAUCUACCCAGAGUUCUGCGAGACAUUGAUUCAGUUAGACAGGAAGCGGCUAUGCUGCAGGAGCAAAUGAGACUGGUCGCUGAGGAUAUACAGAAAGUGGAAAGGGACACUUCACAGUCAAUGCAUGUGCUUCUGAAGAUUGACCAGAUCAAGUGUCGUAUGCAGGAGGCAAGCCAUGCACUCAAGGAAGCGGAUAACUGGACAACAUUGUCUGCUGAUGUGGAGGACGUGUUUAGAUCUGGUGAUAUUGAGAAUAUUGCUUCAAAGUUAGUCGCGAUGCAGCAGAGUUUGCAACUUCUGGUAGAUGUUCCAGACUACAAGGAGAGAUGUCAGUAUUUGAAUACAUUGAAGACCAGACUGGAAGCAAUUCUGAGCCCACAGCUGGUUUCAGCUUUCAGUUCCCACUCACUAGAUGGUGCAUUAAUGUAUGUGAAGAUUUUUAAAGAUAUUGACACGUUGCCGUCCCUGCAAAAAUACUAUCACAAGUGUAUUAAGAACCAGCUGCAUGAUCAGUGGAGAAAAAUUAAAGAUACUGACCCUGACGAAACUAUUCUCGACUGGUUGAAUGCUUUUUACGAUGUUCUUGUCUCAGCGUGGCACACACAGUUGAAGUGGUGCACGCAGGUGUUUGAUGAGCCUGUGAUGGUAGUGUGUGAAAUAAUGGAUGCUACGCUGGCAGGCAUGGAGCCACCCAUAUCACAGUGUAUCGAGAAUGAAGUGUGCAACCGGCCAAACCCACUCAUCUGUCUGUUGGAGCUAAAGGAGGUGACUGAUAGAUAUGCAAAAAGCAUGGAGGGAUUAAUCACUGCUGUUGGCAAAGAUGUGUGUUGUUUGCCGUGCGUGACUAUGCUGGCUCGGCGCAUCUAUGAGCCAUACCGGGGUGACAUGAGCCAGUACGGCAUCCAGGAAGAGGGCCUGCUCAUGAUACAGCUAGCUAACAUCAGACUGCAGAGAGAAGAGAUCGUGGAUUGCGUUCGCAUGCUGGGGGAGUCUGUGCCAAAACUGUUUGCAUAUGCGCACGAGGCAUCAGAAAGAUGUCUUACUUACACCAGUGGUUGUGGCUUUCCAGCUCUUGUUCAGGCUCUGAAGGCCUUCUUUGCUUCAUACCACCAUGAGUUCAAUAGAAUUCUGAAGAUGGUAAAGGGUCAAGACAAGUCGAAUGAGGACGACAAUUGGUCCCUGUACCAGCAAGCACUGCGCAUCAUCCAAGUCUGUGGUGAGUUGCUCUUGCACGUCGAAGAUUUUGACAAAACGUUAAGAGAGCAGCUGCUAUCUGUAGCAACUAAGUUUACCCCAGUAGCUGACGACAUUCCCCUGGAGCUAGAGCAUGGAACUGACACUCGUGGUAAUCCUUUUAUGUUGAUGGACCAGCUGUUACUAGAUAGACAAGCAGAUAGAAUGGCUCUAUAUGAGCUGAUCAACCACUGUAAGAAACACAAGGAUGAGAUAUGCCUGCUCUAUGACACACAGACGAACGUUCGCACCCUCUGUGAAGAUGUACAUCGAUUCGCCUUCAACGUGGUGUUCUCACAGAUAGAAAAUCACCUGCAGGACAUGCAUAGCAUGAAGGCAUGGCAGUUGGAUAAAGCAGGUGGCGCACUGAUGGUAGACUUGCCAUCAUUUGGACUGUCACCACAAGAGUAUAUUACAAAGAUUGGUCAGUACCUGAUGACGCUACCGCAGCACAUAGAGCCGUUCAUCAUUGGUGACAACGCUGCCCUUCUUGCAGCCCUGCAGCAUGCACGUCUGCCAUACACCGAUGGCAAAGGUCACAUAGCAGAUGUGUGGCUGGAGGUAUUUGCGAAUGCCACUCAGCAACAUUAUGUCGAGGCAAUACUGAGAAUUACUGAGCUGACUCCACAUGCUAUCAAGCAGCUCGUCACAGACGUUGAUUACCUGACGAAUGUCUUCGAUGACCUUGGGUUGCAUCCGACGGAGGAGCUGAAGAGCGUGCGCCACCUGCUGACUGUGAAUGCGGAUGCCUUUCUGCAGGGCGGGGACGAGCCGCAUGCACAGCGACUCGUGGUCGCCAUCAGUCGCAUGAGGGGCAUCAUGCUCAGAUAAUCAUGAAGACAAGUAGUGUCGAUAUUCCAGCGUAAAAUUGUAUAUACUCCAGGCAUGCAAAAUGCCAAAUGGGUGAUGGAUGGCUUAGUGCUCAUGGGUUUGAAUUUUUUGUUUAGUUUUAAAUAAUAAUAAAUAAUGUUGAUAAAUGAGGUUCACACAUUAAAUUGUCUGCAGUUAUUACGUUCUCGUCUGUUUCUGGUGCAAUUUAAAAGCCCCAGUUUGUGAGGGGCUCAAAUGCUGGCCCCAACCAUCUUCACCCCGUUGGCUCAGCAUUGGUCACAUUUGUCGGUAAUUGGCAGCAACAGUAGGGCCACUACCAGCUCACUAUAAAAGAUGGCUCGCUGGCCAUUCAAACUAUAAUGUUGGGUGUACACUGUACUGCCUCUUCACAAAUAAACAUGCAACAUCCAAUAUUCAUGAAUAGCAGUCAGAUAAACCGUACGUCUUUAUUGAACCAGUGUACAUGUACCGUUGAACACUCAGUAAUGUACAAAUGUCCACUUGACCAAAUGGUGAAAAACUACAACAUAAAAAUAGAGAAUACUGUCAGUGAUGGGGUGUACAUGCUCCAGAUACUUGCACAUGAAACUAACUUCAGUUGCAUCUAUAUGUACUAUAAAGGAAUAUUGAAAUGGAGUUCGGUGAUCGUAUAGUUAGUCUUGCGUUGUGUUUCUGACCGCAGGUUCUUUGUCGUGCUAGCUAAACAGCUACUUUGAGGAAAAGUCACGUACAGAAUAAAAGAUAUGAAGAGUCGAAGUAGAUGCUGACAAACUGAGAUUU